AAACCUCUUCAACUGAAAUCAACCACCACCGUCUCAUUCUUCGCCUUUAUAUAUAAAUUCACCUUUCUGCAUUGCUAUUUUCUUCUAACCACUUUCUCUCAGGUUCUCUCAGCAUUAUUGGCUAGCACUCAGCGCUCUCCAACCAACUGGUGCCAGCAACUUCUUGCUGGUACUCAAGUUGGCCUGCAUCUUGUCUGGGUGAGGAGAGGACAUGACUCAAAAGAGUGCGUUGAAUCGGAGUAGAGCCCUUGAGGGUGUCCAUGGGGUCCAUGUUGCACCUCAUUCACCCUUUGCUUUGACAGAAACUAAUCAAAGUGGGGACUUUCAUUGUUCAACUGGUGGAACAUCAACUACAGAAGCCAAUCAGCUGUUGUUAAUGCAACGACUAUGGCAACAGAGACCAGCAUGCUUGAGACCCAUCCAUGGUAGUACCAGUUGUCAUGGUGAUAUGCAUGUUGCUGAAACAGUUGCCAAUGUGCUUACGUCAAUCCCUUUUAUAGCUAUUGGAAUGCAUGCCCCCAGGAAGAGUCUCAAUUCUAAGUUGUAUGCUAAUUCAUUAAUUGGAGUUGGAGUGGCCUCAAGCAUUUACCAUUCUUCAAGAGGGAGAUUGAGAAAAGUUUUGAGAUGGGUAGACUACACAAUGAUAGCCACAGCGACUGUUUGUCUGUCUAGGGCCCUCAGAACUGAGAACCCAAAGUUACUGAUGGCGGCAUCUGCAGUAGUUCUUCCAGUUAAUCCAAUGAUGGUUUCAGUUAUUCACACUGGGAUGAUGGAAGUAGCAUUUGCUAAAAGGGCAUUGAAAGAUCCAGACUUGAGGAUGGCUCACACAGUGCAUAAGAUGUCCUCAUUACUGGGUGGUGUGCUUUUUAUAGCCGAUGAUUUAUUUCCCCAAACGCCCUACCUUCAUGCCGCAUGGCAUCUUGCUGCUGCUGUUGGUGUUGGAACCUGCAAUAAGCUUCUUGAGUAGGAGUGCACACUCUAUUCGAUAGCUGGGAAGCAUGCAUUCUACCCAGUAAGAAUAGCAUCAACAUAAUUUGCCGACUUUACCAUAAAGUAGUACAUUUACUUGGAUUUGCUGUACUUAGAUGAGUUUAAUGCAAAUGCAAAUUAGGUUCUCAAUUAUUUACCUCCUGUUGUAAUUCUAUAAUCAUUAAUUAAAAAUUGGCACCUUUUAUUCUGGUUUGAUGAACAUGCAGUUAUAAAAGAUCUAGAAUAUAUUU
This is a messenger RNA of Abrus precatorius (Indian licorice), 1220 nucleotides long. RefSeq lists its product as uncharacterized. The coding region runs from base 212 to 967 and encodes 251 amino acids. Lineage: Eukaryota; Viridiplantae; Streptophyta; Magnoliopsida; Fabales; Fabaceae. The transcript is spliced from 7 exons. The record is from RefSeq and is a predicted model, not a curated record.